GGAAACUAGAGGCUUUGAAGACUCCGGGCAGAGGAGGCUGCGCGCCCGCCGCUGGUGCUGGGAGCUGUCCAGGGCUGCUGGUGCUGAACAGGGACGUCCCGCCGACCCAAACGCUCUUCGAAGCGCGGAGGGAGAAAGAAGCCCGACGGAGCGGCGCUUCUGCCCGGCGUGGCUGCUGCGAGUUUUUCCCGAAGCGAACCGGAGCGCUCCCGUUGAAAGGGCCCCGUGCGGAAGGGGACGCGGAGCUGCCUCCAUGGGACCCGCGCGUCGGCGGGGAUUGUGAAGCUCCAGCAAGCCGAUCUUCGGUAUGAAGCCGGCGGGAGGCGCUCUCUCGGGGCGAAACUGAGGACUGUCCUUGGACUAUAGCACCCGGGGCUGCUGUUUGCGCUCCGCUUUGGCCUCUGCUUUCCCGUCCGGUUCCGAGAGGCCAUGGUCACACUGCCCCCGAGUCUGUUUACGCUGAAGGAAAGCAGGUAUCAUUUGGAUGUAAAAUAAAAUGGCUAAAGUUGAUACUCACCACUCCUAUUCAGCGGGGCAUAGGCUGUCCAUGAAGACUACUGAUGAUGAGACAGAUAAACUUGACAAUGGAGUCAGUAGGAUCGACUCACCGGGUGAGGACACAUCUUCCGAACUGCAGGGAGUCAUUUCCAUGGAGACAGGCGGCCUGUCUGAAUCCCGAAGGAGCUCAUUCACAGGCAGUGGAGCAAUAGCUAGAUUAUCACGCUUCGUCUUGUCACUGACCUCCUGGGCCAGAAGACACUUGCAUCAUGAAAAUGAAAGGCCUGAUUCUUUCCUUGAGCGCAUCCGAGGACCAGAGCUCCAAGAUGUUCUCAGUAGAGACGGCAAUGCCAACUCUGAAGAGCCAGGACAGCUGAAAAAUCAUUGGGCAUUGGCCAGAUUUAAUGUCAACUACUCCAACAACACCAGUGAAGAAAAGAAGGAGGAAAAGAAAGAUGUUAAAGAGGAAAAAAAGGAGGAAGAAAAGAAAGAGGAUAAAAAAGAGGAAAAGAAAGAGGAAAAAAAGGAUGAAAAGAAAGAGGAAAAGAAAGAAGAGAAAAAAGAUGAUAAGAAAAAAGAACCUGAGAAGCCAAAAGAUAUCUUUGUGAUGGAUCCUGCAAGUAACCUCUAUUACAGGUGGCUGUCCAUCAUUGCAGUACCAGUAUUCUAUAACUGGUGUUUGUUAGUAUGUAGAGCCUGUUUUGAUGAACUUCAAAUGGACAAUAUUAAGCUUUGGUUAAUCUUGGACUAUUCUUCCGAUUUUGUCUACUUCUUGGACACUCUGGUCAGGGUUAGAACAGGUUUCCUUGAACAAGGACUUCUAGUUCGAGACGAAAAGAAGCUAAGGCAAAAUUAUCAAUCAACUAGACAGUUCAAAUUGGACAUUUUGUCCCUUUUACCAACAGACCUAUUUUAUUUAAAAUUUGGAUUGAACUACCCUGAGCUGAGGUUUAACCGCCUUCUGAGACUUUCCAGGCUAUUUGAGUUUUUUGACCGUACAGAAACAAGAACAAACUACCCAAAUAUAUUUCGUAUUGGGAAUCUUGUCUUGUAUAUUCUAAUCAUUAUCCACUGGAAUGCAUGUAUAUACUUUGCCAUCUCAAAGCAAAUUGGCUUUGGGUCAGACACUUGGGUCUAUCCCAAUGUAUCUGUUCCAGAAUAUGCACGUCUAUCUAGAAAGUAUAUUUACAGUUUGUAUUGGUCAACACUGACAUUGACAACCAUCGGGGAAACUCCCCCUCCAGUGAAAGAUGAAGAGUUUCUGUUUGUGGUCAUUGACUUCCUAGUUGGUGUGCUCAUCUUUGCUACCAUUGUUGGUAAUGUAGGCUCUAUGAUUUCUAACAUGAAUGCCUCUAGGGCAGAGUUUCAGGCCAAAGUUGACGCAAUCAAACAGUACAUGCACUUCCGAAAGGUCAGUAAAGAUUUGGAAGCCAGGGUUAUUAAAUGGUUUGAUUACCUGUGGACCAACAAGAAAACAGUGGAAGAGAAGGAAGUUCUUAAGUACCUUCCUGACAAACUGAAAGCUGAGAUUGCUAUAAAUGUCCACUUGGAUACACUAAGAAAAGUACGCAUCUUCCAGGAUUGUGAAGCAGGGCUCCUGGUUGAACUGGUGUUGAAGCUAAGACCUACUGUCUUCAGUCCUGGAGACUAUAUCUGUAAGAAAGGGGACAUUGGGAGAGAAAUGUAUAUUAUCAAAGAAGGGAAACUAGCUGUUGUGGCUGAUGAUGGCGUGACACAGUUUGUGGUCCUAAGUGAUGGCAGCUAUUUUGGGGAAAUCAGCAUCUUGAACAUCAAAGGCAGCAAAUCUGGUAACAGGAGAACAGCCAAUAUCAGGAGCAUAGGCUAUUCUGAUCUGUUUUGCUUGUCUAAAGUUGACCUGAUGGAAGCGCUCACAGAGUACCCUGAUGCUAAACAGGCACUGGAAGAGAAAGGACGGCAAAUUUUGAUGAAAGACAACUUAAUUGAUGAAGAAGCAGCCAAAGCAGGAGCUGACCCCAAAGACUUGGAAGAGAAAAUAAAUAAACUCGAAGGACUUCUAGACAGUCUGCAGACCAGGUUUGCUCGGCUCCUAGGAGAGUUCACUGCUAAUCAAACGAAAGUCAAGCAGAGACUUGUAAAAGUAGAGAACAAAGUAAAGAAAUAUGGAAGUGGUACCUUGUCAGAAGAUGAGGCUGAAAAGGCAUAGGAGGAGAUGAAGAACUGUGUGCUCCUUAAUCUUCAUUCAUCCCAUGAGCGAGAUGAAUGCACGUGCAAAUAUGUAAACAUGGUUGUUUUUAUAUGGCUCAAGAAUGUACUGCUAGAGUUUUUAACAGAAGUAAUUCAGUUGUAAAUAGGAAAUUCAUUCAUUUUGUGGCGUUUUUAGAAAAAAGAUCUUCACAUUCAGUUUUUGUUCCUUUUGUACUAGGAAAAUCAUGAGGCACAAUCAAACUUCCUUGAAGAUGAUUUCUGUGGGUCUGACUACGUAGAUUAUAUUGUCACUUUUGUAUUUGCUGCUGACUGUUAUGUAAAUUAAUAGUCUGAUGAGACAAAUCCAUGCACAUAACCAAUCUAGUUUCACAUUUUUCUACCUUGGAAUCGUAGUUGCCUCUCAGUAAAUACAGUAUGUGUGCUUUUACAGUAAUUCAUUCUGUUUACUUUAAAGAUAAUAGAUUUGUGAAGACCGGUAUAAUAUUUGUAGUCCUUCACACUAUGAUCAAACUGUUCUUGUACUUCUGUGCCACAGAUUUCAAGUUCAUGUAUUUUGGUUUUGAUGUACUAUGGACAUUGGAAAGUCCAGAUGAUUUACUCUCAGGAUAUGUGCAUAACUGACAGUCAGGCUGCAGCGGAUGUGCACUCACCACAUUUCGUAUAGUCCUUUCUCAGGGACUCGUUUCAUAGCACAAAGAGCAUGGCAACAAUCCAGCCCAUAAUAAGGUUUUACUGACCCUCUUCUAUGGGAAGGUCGGCACAUUCUUAAACAUCUCUAGGAGUGACCUCAUGGGAAAGGGGUUCUACCCAUGCUAGGAUCUGGUUAUGCACAGUGUUGAUUGGUUAAUACCUAUAACAUCACGAAUGCAGCUUCUUUUUCUCUCAGGAACAUGAUUUCAACUUUCAAAAAAUGAAUUGUGGACUAUUUUUAAAAAAGUAAAACACUGAACAAACUUUUAAUUGCACAAAUAUAUGUGUGAUACCUUAAACUAUGAAAUGCUUGAAGCAUGGAGAAAGAGGGAGAAGGGAUCAUUGCUCAUAUUGUUUGCAAGUAUGUCUGUUGUUUGCAGUGUGAAAGUGAUGGUGAUGGGGAGAGGUUGGUUCACUUUAGUGAAUAAAAAUCAUCAGCUACAUAUGUUUGUACUCUCUGUUUAACAUACAAGAGUAAACUGUGUUAACUUGUA
This is a messenger RNA of Sphaerodactylus townsendi, 3869 nucleotides long. RefSeq names its product cyclic nucleotide gated channel subunit alpha 3 (gene CNGA3). Gene Ontology annotation, molecular function: protein-containing complex binding; intracellularly cGMP-activated cation channel activity; cGMP binding. Gene Ontology annotation, biological process: monoatomic cation transmembrane transport. The transcript has 9 exons. Gene Ontology annotation, cellular component: intracellular cyclic nucleotide activated cation channel complex; plasma membrane. The record is from RefSeq and is a predicted model, not a curated record. The coding region runs from base 497 to 2683 and encodes 728 amino acids. NCBI's taxonomy places the organism in Eukaryota, Metazoa, Chordata, Lepidosauria, Squamata, Sphaerodactylidae.